Molecule: messenger RNA, 1065 nt
Organism: Magallana angulata
Lineage: Eukaryota; Metazoa; Mollusca; Bivalvia; Ostreida; Ostreidae
Product: peroxiredoxin prdx-2-like
Exons: 6
Coding region: 152-742 (196 amino acids)
Biological process (GO): response to oxidative stress; hydrogen peroxide catabolic process; removal of superoxide radicals
Cellular component (GO): cytosol
Molecular function (GO): thioredoxin peroxidase activity
Source: RefSeq, a predicted model, not a curated record
AAACUGUCUACAAAAAUAACCUGUGGGUUUUAUUGUCAAUCACCCAGUGGAUUAACCUUCUCUACUAUUUUUAUUGGAUACAUGUAAUUAUACCAUUCAUCUAGCUGUAUUCACAGCUUCGAGGACAUGCACAAUAAAUCCAGUUAGCAAUAUGGCAGAAUUAAGAUUGACAAAGCCAGCACCAGAGUUCAAAGGCCAGGCAGUGGUGGAUGGAGAGUUCAAGGAUAUUUCCCUGGCCAACUACAAAGGGAAAUACUUGGUCUUAUUCUUCUACCCACUAGAUUUCACCUUUGUCUGUCCAACAGAAAUCAUAGCUUUCAGUGAUCGGGUGGAAGAAUUCCGUGCAAUUAACUGUGAAGUCGUGGCCUGCUCCACAGAUAGUGUGUUUUCCCACUUAGCUUGGACCAACACUCCAAGAAAACAGGGAGGAUUAGGAAACAUGAAAAUUCCAUUACUUGCGGACAAGACAAUGGAGAUCAGCCGAGCAUAUGGAGUGCUGAAGGAAGAUGAUGGAAUUUCAUUUAGAGGACUUUUCAUUAUUGAUGACAAAGGCAAUCUCCGCCAGAUCACCAUGAAUGACCUCCCUGUAGGAAGAUCUGUUGAUGAAACACUGAGGCUUGUGCAGGCCUUCCAGUUCACUGACAAACACGGAGAAGUCUGCCCUGCUGGAUGGAAGCCUGGAGCAGACACAAUCCGUCCCAAUGUAAAGGACAGCCAAAAGUACUUCCAAAAACAGAAAUAGAAGGGACAGAAACUCACCUACUCAAUUCAGUGGAGUCUCCUAAGCCAUCACCUCAUCACAACAACUAGCAAGGGACAAAACUCCUUCACAUAGACCAUGCCACAGUUCAGCUUUUUGUUUUUCAGUGUUGCUUAUAUGCUGCUAAUUAAUAGCAAACUUUUAGUACUGUUGAGAUUGUACAUGUACUGUUGUUUCAAUUUUUUUUUUAUUAAUAUACAAUAGUGGUUGGAGGAUUUUUGUUAGUGAGGAUGUAGUCUGAUUAAGAAUAUGAAAACUGUGUACUAAUAUUGUGUCCCAUUUUUGCAAUAAAUUUUAUACUCUUA